Closterium sp. Naga37s-1 is the source of this 1863-nucleotide messenger RNA. Lineage: Eukaryota; Viridiplantae; Streptophyta; Zygnematophyceae; Desmidiales; Closteriaceae. The record is from the annotation of a GenBank genome assembly.
CCUCGUUUCUUUCCCCGCGGCGUUUGGUCUGCUCGGCGAUCCCUUAACCAUGCCGUUGUCAGCGCCGCUUCUGCGUCGUCGUCAGCGCAGCAGCCGGCAGUCCCAACGGGCACGGGGGAGGGGUCAAGGCUUGGUGGACAAUGGCAAAUGGGUGGCGGCCAUGUCUCCCAGAUAAUGGAGGAGGAUGGACGGAAAUGGACCAAAGAAGAAGUGUACGAGGACUUUUUGAAGCUGAGAGAUGGGGUGAAUGCGUCCCUGGCAGCCCGCUCACAAACGAACCACUCUCACUCUCACACGUCCCACGCUUAUGGCAACAUUGUCACAGAUGCAUCAUCACUAUCAAAUCCACAACUGGAACAAGUAUAUAGAAGCCUGAACGAGGUGACGGAAGAGGAGCUUCUGGCAUUUAAGGCCUACUUGGAUUUAUUGAUAGCGAUAUUCUCCCUCACCGAGUUUGUUGAGCUUGACGACAGCCCGCAAGUCUGCACACAGAAGGCAGUGCAGGAGUAUCACAGGAGGAGGGCCCAGGGAGUACUAGCAGACCUGGCCACCUUCCACGCCCUCCUUGCUUUGUCUUGCCACGUGGAUCACAAGACGACUUUGGAGCUGUAUGCGCUGAUGCGGAAGGAAGGUCUGCAGCCUAACGACGACACUUUUCAGCUUCUGUUCAAAUCUGCUUGCAUCGCUGGGGAUAUGAGUUCUCUCAAGCCGAUCGUCCGGGAAGUUGAUGGUUCCCUUGACGAGGAAAGCUACUCUUCCAGCAGUAUUGAUCUCUACCACAUUUUAAUUAACCGGGGUAGAAAUGGUUCACAGGAGGAUAUUGAACUAGCCUGGCGUUUCUACCAAGGGAUGGAAUCGGACAAGAUUGCCCGACCCAAUGCCGAGACCUUCAACAUCCUCAUCAAAGUCAACCUGCAGGCAGGGGAUCACGAGGGGGCGUUGCGAGCAUACAAGCUGAUGUCAGCGAGUGGGUUUGCACGCGACUUGAGUCCCGAGUUCUGGAACAAGCUCAUCCACGCCGUGGCUGCCGUGCCCUCCGCCCCUGCCUACGUGGCCUACGGGUGCUACGAUGGCAUGCAGAGGUGGGGGCCCGAGCCCGACGAGGCAACGUACCUGGGGCUCAUGGCAGUGUGUGCCAGGGAUGGCGAUGCAGCACGGGCGAUGGCACUGAGGAGGGAGAUGGAGGAUGGGGGCUUGGAGGUCACAGCAGCAGUUUUCCAUGCACUGAUAAGUGUGCAGGGCAAGGCGGGGGCAUGGGAGGCAGCAGUAGAGACAUUCAGGGAGAUGCAAACCGCAGCUAAGGGCGAGCUUGAGCACCCCCUCCAUCCGUCACAGGCCACUUACACGCGGCUCUUUGACGCCUGCUUUGGCCCCGAGGGAGCUGACGCUGCCAUACAGGGCGUGGUGCAGGAGGGGCAAACGCUCACGUUCACUCCAGCGCUACAAGCAGCAGUGUCGAUCUUCAGGGAGGCAGCAACUGAUGGCGCCUUCCCACCCGCCUUGACUGCAGACCCUUUCACGCUUUACGUGGUCGACUGCACUCGCUCUGUUGCGGCUGUGGCUCUGCUCUCUCUGCUUCUGCGUCUCGCCUCUUCCUCCAUUACUGGCCAUGAUGCCUCGUCGCUGCAAAACCUGGUUGUUGCGACGGCAACCUUGCAGGCACAGACACAAGCAACGGGCAAGGCCCCACCACAGGAGGAGCCGACCACAGAGCUCCAAGGGACAAUGGAGGCAAUGCUGCAGGCGCUAGGGCUGAAGGGAGAGAGGCUGCAUGCCACGAGCGCGCUGCAGGGGCUGUGUGUUGACAGGGAGGACCUGCGCCUGUGGCUCGAGACACAGGCUGCUCUCGUGUUCCUGGCAUGA